Molecule: messenger RNA, 841 nt
Organism: Pollicipes pollicipes
Lineage: Eukaryota; Metazoa; Arthropoda; Thecostraca; Pollicipedomorpha; Pollicipedidae
Exons: 7
Cellular component (GO): Golgi cisterna membrane
Molecular function (GO): glucuronosyl-N-acetylgalactosaminyl-proteoglycan 4-beta-N-acetylgalactosaminyltransferase activity
Source: RefSeq, a predicted model, not a curated record
AUUAUAAGAAGCUUGCUGGCCUUGGACUGGUAUUCGUUCUGUUGCUAGUUAUCCGUCGCCUCCUUCUCAGUGAUGGUUACCCGCAAAUGACUUUCAAUGGAGAGCCGGAUGGAGCCAACGAUUUCAAUCGCGUCAAGUUUCAGGAUAUGAGCGCGCUGGUGCCGUUUGAGAGCUUCACGACCCAUAAGCGCUACACCCUCGACGUGCGGCCGUCUUACGCUAUCGCGCUGCCAUUGAUGGAGCUGGAGAAGGACAACGUCGCGGCUGUCAUUACCGAGGCGCUGGAGCAGAGUAAGCCCGUGACUGGUGGUGCCAUCUCUGAGCGACACUUUCAAUACGGCUUAAGCCGCCACCUGCCAGGUGUCGGCGAGGAGUACAAUCUAGUUUUCCGCAAUGGCAUAGACGUCUUUUCAGCGCGCGUGUACAGGAAAGUCGGGGCGCCGCUGGUGUCGGUGACACGGCACGAGGCGUUGCGACAGCAGCCCCUCCACAUCGUGAUGCCGCUGUCUGGCCGCGUCCAACGGCUCCGGACUUUCCUGCAUAUGCUGGGCGCUCUCAUCGAUGAUGGAGUAUUGCAGCUGGAGAAGUGUCGGCUGCACACCACGCGCGGCAGCAGCGUCUACUACCCGAUCUUGUUCAGCCGCUUCAACCCGCAGCUGCAGGAGGCGCUGCAGCAGGGCCGGCAGUGGCCACCGGGGCCCGCCAUCGGCCCCGAGACCGGCAACUGGCGCGACUAUGGCUUUGGCAUGGUGUGCCAGUACGGCUCCGACUUCGCGGCCGUCAGUGGAGCCUACAUGGACACGGACGGCUGGGGCGGCGAAGACGUGGCCCUCUACACUCG